UCAUCGGCUAGGUCACGGCCACACAGCAUCAGUUUUGGUUAUUUUUUUUCGUAAUUUUCAAUAAGUGCAGCAGCGUGUGUUGUACUUUUUUCAAUUCGCCUGGAAACGGUUUGAAUCUUGUUAGAUAGAAAUUUCAUUUCGUUGGCUGCUUAAGACAAGGUUUUCAUGGAUCGCAGCCUGGACUCUAUUGGCAGCUGUUCACUUGAUGCUUACGCCGACUCCACUGACAAAUCAGACACCAGCGGCAGCAUAAACUUCCCCACCCCGCUCUCAGUAAAAAAUAUCACCCACGAGUUCACUGUCAACUUUCGGGAACGCUGUGUUCUACGCUCGCCUCAGCAGCCGCAGCACACAACCUCCGCCUUUUUUGAUUCCGGGUCGGCGGAGCUGGUGCGUAUGGUACUGUCGCCUGAGUCUGUGGAGUCUGCUCGAGAGCCGAGCUCCUAUAUCAAUACUUCCGCUAGAAAUUCGCAAUCUACCGAUAAAAAGCCCAGCUAUUUGAACCUGGCCUGCUGCGUUAACGGCUAUUCCAACCUUACCACCUAUGAUUCUAAGGUCCGUCAGAAUAUAAACAAGUCACGUGAAGUUUCCCCGAUCCGUCCCUCCACCAGCAGUCUGCAUUUUUGCAAGCGCAGCCAUACCUUGGAUGCUCCAGUGCUGCACAGCAUGCCCUCUCCGACCAGGAAGGACAAAUCUGUUGAGUCCAACAAUAACAACGAUUACAAAGGUGUUAACAGAACGGAAUCUUUCCACGGCAAUGUAAAUGGUAGCUUUAUAAAGCAGCGAGUGGAACGUCUUUAUGGGCCGGGCGCACUGGCGCAGGGCUUCUACAGCCCCAAAAAACACGUGCCGUCGCCAUCUCAUGGGACAGGGCGGUCAUAUAUAAGACAGCGCGAGAUGGAAUCCCCACAGGACUCGGAAUUGGCACGGAAGGUCAAACAGCUUUCGCCUAGUAAGGACUACGGAGAGUUUCGAAAAAAACUGCGACUUAACUGCUUACAAAAUGCAACAGCUCGCUUGGCCGACCCUUUUCUUUCAGAUUCAAGCGGAGAUAUAGACCUGCCAGUUUUCAAGCACCUUAGCCUCGAGUUCCGAGCGCAAUUGCCUACUGUGUCACCCAAACGGGGCUCCGCUCGAUCUUGCAUCAUACCUGCGGUGCAGGGAUCUCAGUUGAGGCCAGAAUUUGGGACUAUUGAUGAAGUCAACCAUAAAAUUGAAAAAAAUCAUUCAGCAGCUGUCAAGGACGGAAACUACUUUCUACAAAUCCUAAAGGACGAACAAAUGCGACUGCUGGCGAUGGCUACUCUUGCUGAAAAAUAUUCAGACGCCUUGUCUACAAAUCCGGAUAUCACCGAGGAUACCUUUGGGCUAUUACGAUCGGCGUCGGGCAAGGCCCGCCUUCUGGUAACGCAGAAAAUGAAACAGUUCGAGGGCCUUUGCCACAACAAUCUAAAUCUCUCGCUGGAGGAUAAGUUUCCAACAACAGUUGACGAUUUACAAGGAUUCUGGGACAUGGUUUACUUACAGGUUGAACACUUGGAUUCUGUUUUCGCUGAUAUUGAGCAUUUGAAAGCAAAUGAGUGGAAGCGCGUGCCCGAGUCAGCCAAUAUUAACCCAGUAACCAGUAGGACGAUUAAAUCCGAAAAGAUUGGAGUCUUGCAAGUGAAAGCCACCGGAAAGACAAACCACGGUAUUGUAAAUGGCGCCAAGGAUCUUCCAUCAAAUUCGGCAGCAUCAUUAAAGCGCGAGGCGCAGAGAAAGCAGUUCCUGGAAAUGAAACGUCAGCGUCGUAAGGCUAUGGCUGCGGUGGCCACAGAUAUGCCGGCAACGAUCGGCGAUACUUGUGUUAGAUCUAAUGCGAAAGUUAAUAGUGGUCACUGCGAAUAAUAGCUUCACAUUUCUAGUUAUAGCUGUACUUUAAAUUAAUACUCACUCAAGCGUAAUGCACACAAGUAUAAUUAAACACUAUAACAAAUUCAUAUAUAUGCAUAGAAUUUCCUAGUUGAAUUAAUCCUUACCUAUCUCCAACUAAAGUGUACGUGGUGGAGCUCCCUAUCAUUACUUUAUAACUGUCCCAAGGUGUCACAAAUCUACAAGACAACCAUAGAAUGUGCUAUUACCAAAGCAAUUAAAGCACUUUUGCGUACUAUCAUUAAUAGCCACUUGCCGAAAAUUGUUUAUAAAAAUUGCGGUGAGACUUCGCCCGUAAUUGCUUUGAGUUACUUCACUAUAUUUGAAAGACAUUUAUUCUUAAGUAAUAAUAAUUUAAUUACAAUAAUACAUAAGUUUUUGUUUUAAAAUGAAUUUUUGCCAAAGUAAAAUAUCUAAAUUAUACGUGGGAUAUUUGGGAAUCUUAAAAUUUUGAAAAAUUAAAAGAUAAUUAAAAGAGAAACUAAAUAUAUAAUACUCAUCAGUUUAUUUAAAAUUUUUGUAAAAUCAAUUAUACUUUACUAUUGGUAAACACUUAUUUUGAAUUAAAUCUGCAAAGGAGAGGGCCGUUUAUGAAGUGCUGUA
Molecule: messenger RNA, 2514 nt
Organism: Drosophila subpulchrella
Lineage: Eukaryota; Metazoa; Arthropoda; Insecta; Diptera; Drosophilidae
Gene: vlc
Exons: 6
Coding region: 166-1887 (573 amino acids)
Biological process (GO): signaling
Cellular component (GO): postsynaptic specialization; glutamatergic synapse
Molecular function (GO): molecular adaptor activity
Source: RefSeq, a predicted model, not a curated record